UUGGUUCAAAUCCGUCUCUAGCUCAGCAGUCGACCAAUGGUGGCGUUGACUUGUUUGUGCAGCGAACACGGCAAAUAUAAAUGCAGGAAUCUGAGAAGAAAUAGAAUAAACUGAUGUAUAGAAACGAAAGACGAAGUGUGAGUAGAUGUGUAUCUGCAUGAUUUCUUAACUAGAAUCAGACCUCCAUCUCCACCUUAAACGUGAGGGAUAUCAACGGGUUGGCGAGGGAUCUCCUUGUCAAGCAGGCUUGACACAUUUUUUGCUGGCCAACACUCCCUGCACCUUUUGCCCCCUGAGUUCGUCAAGAUGGCUCCAUCCCUGCACACAGCUGUUUCCAGGCGCUGGUGGAUGGCCGUAACGGCGGUUAUUGAGAACCUGCUGUUCUCUGCCGUGCUGCUGGGAUGGGGUUCCCUGCUGAUUAUGCUUAAGUCUGAGGGCUUCUACUCAUACCUCUGCUCCAUGCCUGGGAACAGUUCAGACCUUAAUCAGUCCUCGUCUGCUGAAGACAGUCCGGGUGUAGAGGCUGCUGUGGCACCGAAACAUGAGGAGUUUCUGACGGUUAACGGCUGGCUGGUGUGCAAGGACCAGGAUGAGAUGCUGAACCUGGCCUUCACCGUUGGCUCUUUCCUGCUUAGCGCCAUCACCCUGCCUCUGGGCAUCGUCAUGGAUAAAUACGGCCCACGCAAGCUGCGCCUGCUGGGCAGCGCCUGUUUUGCCUUCUCUUGUAUCCUUAUUGCCUACGGAGCGAGCGACCCCAACAGUCUGUCCGUUCUCAUCUUUUUCGCCCUGGCACUAAAUGGCUUCGGAGGGAUGUGCAUGACCUUCACCUCGCUGACACUGCCGAACAUGUUUGGUGACCUUCGCUCGACAUUCAUCGCUCUCAUGAUCGGUUCCUACGCCUCCUCUGCUGUCACCUUCCCAGGAAUUAUGGUGAUUUAUAAUAUGGGCGUGGCCCUCAUCACGAUUCUGUUGGUGUGGGCUGGGUGCGCUGGCCUCGUCUUCAUCAACUGCUUCUUCAACUGGCCUCUUGAGCCCUUCCCUGGUCCAGAGGAUAUGGACUACACUGUGAAGAUCAAGUUCAGCUGGCUGGGCUUUGACCACAAGAUCACAGGAAAACAGUUCUACAGGCAGGUGACCACCGUGGGCCGACGCCUCAGUGUGGGGAACUCCCUGAAGCACCACCCCAGGGAGCUGACCACUCAGGAGGGCAACAAGCUGUGCCUCUCCACCGUGGACCUGGAGGUCCAGUGCAAGGGCGAGGAAGAACCUCAGUCCUUCAUGCACAGCAUCUUCAGCCCCAUCUUCAUGCUCAGCCUGAUCACCAUGUGUGUCACGCAGCUGCGCCUCAUCUUCUACAUGGGAGCCAUGAACAGCAUCCUGGAGUACCUUUCAGAUGGAGACCUCACGACAGUGCAAAGGAUGGAAGUCGUGAGUAUGUACACCUCCAUCUUCGGCGUGCUGCAGCUACUGUGUCUCCUGACAGCGCCGGUAAUCGGUUACAUCAUGGACUGGAAGCUGAAGGAGUGUGACGACGGGGACGAGAAGGGCGUCAGCAAGGACCCCGGUCAGCCUAAAAGGCGUGACAGGCACAUCCAGAAGAUCACCAAUGCCACGCGCGCAUUCAUCUUCACCAACCUGCUGCUGGUCUGCUUCGGACUCACCUGCCUGAUUCCCAAUCUUCCGCUUCAGAUCCUGUCGUUUGUUUUGCACACGAUUGUAAGGGGCUUCAUCCACUCUGCUGUGGGGGGUCUGUAUGCUGCUGUCUACCCUUCCUCUCAGUUUGGCAGCCUCACAGGGAUGCAGUCUCUCAUCAGCGCUCUGUUUGCCCUGCUACAGCAGCCACUUUUCAUGGCCAUGAUGGAUCCAUUAGAGGGAGAUCCACUCUGGGUGAACGUGGGCCUGCUGGUGCUGAGCGUACUGGGGUUCUGCCUGCCUCUCUAUCUCCUGUGCUACAGCCGUCAGCUCCGCCGUGAGAAGAAAGAGCGGGAAGACGACCCAAAGAUCUACGUGAAGAUCAGCAAUGGCACCAACGGCACCAACGACACCAACGGAACCACCGCCAUUAAUGGCACAAAUGAGAUCACCAGCAGCCCAGGCAGUAACCAUGAGGCCUUUGUGUAGAAUCAGAGAUGGAGAGAUGUAGAGAGAGAAUGGGAAGAGUAGGAGAGAGGGUGAAAGAGAGAGUAAAUUGCUUGAGGCCUUGUGUAUAAUUUUCCACCCAGGUCCUGAAGGUGAGCUGUUAUUCACCCUUUUUCACUCAGACGGACCCUGACAUUCCUGCUUACACAAACACACACAGAAAUACCACUCAAAUAUCACUAAAAACACAGUAUAUCAGGAACACACCAGUGUUGCCCCGUGAGCUCUUAUACUCAAGUUGUGUCAAUCUUGCCAGAAACAGACACAUGCACCUACACACAUCUUACAUACUCAGAAGAGUGAUACACACAACGUUCACUGUGAAACACAACACGAUGACACAAACCAUAUCUGAAACAAACCCUUCACCCCUUACACCAUGGCACUGAACCCUGAAGCACCAUUGGUCUUGCCAUCACAACAACAGCAACGGUCUUGGAGGUCAGAAGUGAACUGACACGAGACCCAAGGCUAUAAAGCAGGGGCAGAUAGUCACCUCAACAACAGGCCCUGAUCCCCUUUGCUUAUCGUAGUAAUCCCUGCCACUCGCCAUGCCACAUGCCAUGCCAGUUCUGGAUGCCCGUCGAUACUGAGUUAGUUACUGAGUGUCUUCAUGUGCCAGUCAAGAAGCCUGAAUGCCAGUGAUAAGAAGUGCUUGAGACUACUUGGACGUUAAACCAGUCUUCACCCUGAGGUGUUUUAGCAAUUUUCUUAGAUCACACCAGUAAUGAUGAGCUUUGCCAAAAAUGUAUCUUUGGCUUUGCCAAAAAGUGUCUCAAUUUCUCGUCAACAUUCACUGGGUAAACUGACAUUAUCAAUUGAUUGACCUUUAGCAGAGGUUCUUCAGCAGAAAAGAAAAAUGGAUCAGAGAACAGAGAGGGUGGCAUUUAGAGUUGUAGUUUGGUCAGACGGUUCUCCACCGUUUACACACUUCGCAUAAUUGGUGUUUUAAAGUUGCAUGUUUUGAGCUUCUUGACAGAUUUUUGCUGCACCCCUCUGAGGAGAGUGCUUGCUCUUUUCCAUUUAAAGACAAAAAAAGCAACGACUCUCAGAUGCACAGUUUUGGAAUGUUUCAUGUCCAAGAAGUGAUAAAGCUAUUGCAAGCUAUUCCUUUGCCUCUCAGUAACUAGUGUCAUGGCAGAGGGAUCUGGGAAGGUGUAGGGGCUGACGCAAAGGAUGUGUAGACGCUUUGAUGACAAGAGGGGUGAACGUGAAUAUGAUUACAUAGUAGUGUUGUUGUGAAUACUUAACAGGGAGCUGAAAUUCUGCGUUUACUUUUCCCUCAAAGCUUUUACCACAAAGCAUGGCAUAGAGUGACUUCUCACCAGCAAUAAUGUGCCACGACACAACCUGCACAGUUAAUAGACAAGUACCAAUCAUUAGUGCAUCUCUCCCAACCACUCAAUCAUGCCAUACUACUGUCUUUGCUGUUGCUAGGGUUACUGUUAUAUUAUCAUUUCCCUGGAGGUUCUUUGUGUGUGUGUUUUACUCCAGAUAUCUGUUGGGGCAUCUGGUAUUUUACAGUAAUAAUUUUAUCAAAGGUAUUACCUGCAAUAUGAUCCCGUUCAAGCUUUCUUCUGUCUUACGACAAUGCGUGUUAUUUUUAAAAGAUAAAGUGGAAGAACGAGUUGCAUAGUGCAGAUGUUUGAAACAAGAGGAUGAGGAUAAGGACGAAUCGUUGUUGCCACCUACCCAUAACCUGCAUUAUUCUCUGAUUAUUGGAGGUUACGAAGGAUUUCAAUGUAGCAAUAAGUGCUUCUGUGAGCCACCUGGGAAUCGUUUACAGUGCUCUUAUCCACUUACACUGUUUUGCAACCUCAAGUGCAUACACAGAAGCAUGUCUGCUCUCAGUUGGCAAAGCUACUGCCUUAGGAUCAGGUGUGUUUCUGUGUAUGUUUACAGAACAAGAUUGAGAUUUUCUUAUCACAGUGUUUACCUUAAUGGUGCUUCUUAGUAAUUGCAGGACUGUGGACACACUUUGUAUGGUGGUCAGGUUUUAGACAUUCUCAGUCCUCGGUAAAUGUUCAUACCGAGAGCCACAUUUCAGACAAAUAACAAAGUACUUGAAAAAACUUGAAUAUUACUUAAACUAUCAAAAAAGGGAGCUGAAGAGAUGCUUGAAUAUCUGCGCCUAACUCUUGAUGCACACUCUUGUAGCUGUGAGGUUGAAACACAGUGUAGUGGGAGCACAAAAAGGGUUGCUCCUGGAAGUCCAUGGGGCCAACUCAAAUUUCUCCAAACUUGACUUGCGAGGAUUUCGCUCAGCAGUCACUCACAGAAACACUUCCAAAGAGAGCCGUCUGUAAAGGGGCACCAACAGGCAUUUUGUGAAGAAGGUUAUGGCAAAGGUUAUUCCCCAACCCCUAGCCCAUUCCCUGCAUUUGAACCUUGUUAACCUAGCCCCUAGCCCCCAGAUAGACCUGUUUCUCUAGACCUAACUCAGGCCAUUUACACAGUGCAGAGGGUUCUAGUGAUCACCCAUCCCUGUGAGUGAAUAAAAGAGAGAAGAGAAUGGCACAUACGCACUUUAAUAUCUCAUCAAGUGUCAGAUGCUACUUAUUUUUGUCCCAGUUGUCCCAUACUGAAUGUGAUUGGUUGUUAGGCACAGUCAGAAGCCUUCAGGUUCUAAGUGAGAUUUAGAAAGUAUGACCUGUGCCCCAACCUGUCUGUGAUCAGAGAUACAAGCUCUUAGUUAUUUUUGUAUUCAAAGAGAGAUGCUUGUGCUCUCCAUCAAUACCCCCCCCCUUAUUGUUUUAUUCAGUAAGUUUAUUCUACGUUCAGGUCACUGACCCUAGUCUUUAUCGACAGCAAGCAUGGAGGGAGUGUUCCCCUGUCACGUUCUCACUGUCAUUCUCUCUCUCUUCUACAGUCACGCGCACACACUGUGCAUGGAGAAACAGGUCCAUGGUACCCAGCACCCUUAAUCUCUGCCCUCUUGCAUGACUAUGUCUUGAAACGAAUGGACAAAUUGGGCUGUGUAGACUAUAGCAUGCAUGUGUCCCAGAUGGACAGCUUUAAAUAGCUUGAACAUGCCUAGAAAUUGCAGGUGGAAGAAAAUAAUGAUGCAGUACUGUACUCCGGCGCUAUGAAUGUGGGUUUAUGGUUUUCAUUCCCUCAGAAUGGGAGAUUCAGCACUUUUUUCACUGCCAUACCUUAAAUGGUCACCCUCUUUUUAAAACAACCAUGUGUUUCGUUGUAAAUGUAACACAUUAACUAGCCCCUGUUUAUCAACAACAUUAGAGCUGUCCUGAUAUGAAAGGUAAAGGCUAUUUUGAAACGGUGAAUAACAUGGGGAUAGUAACCACAUUCUUGACGUCAUGGGUCAUCAUCUUAAACUCCAAUGUUUUCCCUGACUUUUGUAUGUACCAUGUGCAUUUUGUUUAUUUUGACAUCUUUUUUAGGCUUUCUUUUUGAUGUGUCAAAAUAUUUUAUGUCUAUAUGAUAUCAGUUAUGUCAUCCUAUAUUACAGUAGCUGUUGUUGACAUUUUGAGUAAUUGUUGAAACAAAAAUCAAUUGUAAAAUAAACCAAAAGUAAUUUGUAAAAA
Clupea harengus (Atlantic herring) is the source of this 5684-nucleotide messenger RNA. RefSeq names its product solute carrier family 43 member 2a (gene slc43a2a). Gene Ontology annotation, molecular function: L-amino acid transmembrane transporter activity; neutral L-amino acid transmembrane transporter activity. Gene Ontology annotation, biological process: neutral amino acid transport; transmembrane transport. The record is from RefSeq and is a predicted model, not a curated record. NCBI's taxonomy places the organism in Eukaryota, Metazoa, Chordata, Actinopteri, Clupeiformes, Clupeidae.